Molecule: messenger RNA, 3073 nt
Organism: Solenopsis invicta (red fire ant)
Lineage: Eukaryota; Metazoa; Arthropoda; Insecta; Hymenoptera; Formicidae
Product: beta-glucuronidase
Exons: 11
Coding region: 653-2761 (702 amino acids)
Biological process (GO): carbohydrate metabolic process; glucuronoside catabolic process
Molecular function (GO): beta-glucuronidase activity; carbohydrate binding
Source: RefSeq, a predicted model, not a curated record
AGCGGAGUAGUCACGCUCGACGAGCCGGAGGCUCAGGCUCGAGUGUUGCACACUGGCAGUGCCCAGUCUCCGGGUUAACGCGGAUUUAAACACUCGCUGCCUCCAGCUAUGAUCGAAUCGGAAAGAGAAAAUCUAACGCGUAACCGAUGAUCGAUGGCGAGUGGCGCGAGUACAUUCGCGAGGCGUGAUUGAUUUCGAAUUAGCGACGAACUGUCUCCGUCCGUUUGUGUAACUCCAAUUAAAUUAAUUAAAUGAAUGUUAUUUAUUUCUAGCCGUCGUAGGCGCGUCGUAAAAAUAUAAUAUAGUUAGUUAUAAUAAAUGUGGAGAAAAAAAAUGAAAGAUUUGUGUCGCGCGGAAUUGUUUGGCUUUGACGCGAGUGUGUGAGAGAGAGGUUUUCGGUUUGACGUGCUAAACUGAGCGCUAGAAAUCAUAGAAAACAAAACGCUGUUUGGUGUAGGAAAAAAUAAAGAAAUAAACAGUGAUAAACAUGUUCGAACGAAGACAAAACGCAUGAGAAGAAGGAAACGUGAGGAUUUGUGAUUUAGGAAGAAACGAAAACGGGAAGCGUCGUUCGCGAAGAAGAAAGAAUUUCUUUUCACACACACUUUGACUUAUCUGGAACGUAUAAUUGAAAUUUCUCAGACAGACCGAAAUGGCAGGGGCCAUUCCGCUUUUCGGCAACCUCUCUUCGGACGCUGUGACCAGACUCGCGAUAGAACGCGGCGAUCGCUGCAAGGAAGGCCGUAGAGGGAUGUGGCACUUGAUUUUCUUGCUAAUCGGCAGCGCGAUGGCCGGCGAAUCCGGACCGGAGUCGUCACCGGAGUUCUCUGAUACAACGAUCAAAAUCGAGGCGCCGCUGCCUUACGAGGAAGCGUUCCCGACUCCGCUUCCCGGUCUGCUGUAUCCCAGAGAAAGUGAAUCCCGAGAGGUAAGAUCGCUCGAUGGAUUGUGGGAUUUUGUCGUGUCACCUGAGGGAGAUGCGUUAAAGGGUUACACGGAGGCAUGGUUCAACGAUGACUUAUCGAAGGUCGACGAGACAAUAAAGAUGCCUGUACCCUCGUCCUACAAUGACAUUACGACAUCGCAACACCUCAGGGAUCACGUCGGUGCUGUGUGGUAUCAGAGAUCUUUCUUUGUACCCAAUUCUUGGCGGGACCAGCGCAUUUUUGUCAGAUUUGGCUCAGUCCACUACCUUGCACAAGUGUGGGUGAACAACGCUUUAGUGACCAAUCAUGAAAUGGGCCACCUGCCCUUUGAAGCAGAGAUCUCGUCGUACCUGAUUGUCGGCAAGAACCGCAUUACCGUUGCCGUCGACAAUACUCUGCUGCAGACUAGCGUGCCCCAGGGCAAGAUCGUGGAAGUGAUCACCGACAACGGUACCAAGCACUUGCAGACCUAUACCUUCGAUUUCUUCAACUAUGCCGGUAUACACAGGCCCGUUAUGCUGUACACCACACCGCGCGUCUACAUCGAGGACAUCACAGUGAGGACGAGUCUGGUAGGCGAUAUGGGAAUCGUCAAAUACAUAAUACAGCCGGCUGGUUUGCGCGAAGGGGAGAUACCUGUCUGCAGAGUCACAUUACACGACGCCGAGCACACCUUAGCCAUCAAAGAGCCUGUUUACGGUCUGUCCGGCACUCUGAAGGUCCCACUCGCCAGACUCUGGUGGCCCAGAGGCAUGGAUCCCAAGCCGGGAUAUCUAUACACUUUGGAAGUGGGAUUAUCGGUGGCGAACGACACCAAACCGGACAUCUAUCGAUUACCAAUUGGCAUAAGGACACUCACGUGGACCAACACGAGUCUCCUGUUGAAUGAUCGACCGGUGUACAUGCGUGGUUUCGGUAGACACGAGGACUCGGUUAUCAGAGGCCGAGGUUUUGACCUCGUCACCGCUGUCAGAGAUCACGAGUUGCUUCAGUGGGUUGGCGCUAAUGCCUACAGGACUAGCCAUUAUCCUUACAGCGAUGAGGUCCUUGAUAUAGCUGACAGAUUGGGUUUUCUCGUCAUCGACGAGUGUCCUUCCGUUGAUACGGAGAAUUAUUCGCCGUCGUUACUCUCGCGUCACAAGGACUCGCUGUCGGAACUCAUCCGUAGAGAUAAGAAUCGACCCUCCGUAAUUAUGUGGUCCUUGGCCAAUGAACCAAGAACCCAGCUACCCCAGGCUGAAGAAUACUUCAAGCAGAUUGCUCAUCACACCAAAGCUAUCGAUUCCACCAGGCCGGUCACCAUUGCUAUGGCUCGUGGAGUUCAAGAGGACAAAGCUGGUCAGUUUCUCGACGUGAUCAGUUUUAAUCGGUACAAUGCCUGGUAUAGCAAUCCUGGCAGAUUGGAUAUGAUCACUGACAGGGUUCAAGAGGAAGCCGAGGCUUGGCAUAGAAAAUAUAACAAGCCGGUACUUAUGUCCGAGUAUGGGGCUGAUACUAUGCCUGGUCUACACGAGCUACCGGAAUACGUAUGGAGCGAGGAGUAUCAGAAGGAAUUAUUUUCCAGACACUUUGAAGCCUUCGAUCGAUUGCGACACGAGGGCUUCUUUAUUGGCGAAUUUAUCUGGAACUUUGCCGAUUUCCGCACUGCGCAAACAUUUAUUAGAGUAGGUGGCAAUAAGAAGGGAAUAUUUACAAGAGACAGACAGCCGAAAAUGGCAGCCCAUCAUGUUAGAAGAAGAUAUCAUGCCCUUGCUAUCGAACUGGACGGCGCGCAGACACCGGAAGACGUCGAAGAUUAUAUUUCAUCACAUUAUUCUCAACACUUAGAACUCUGACUGAAUUUUGAAAAAAGGAAAAAAGAAAAAUUGGUGUUCGAGGAUUGUUUCGCCAAAUCUUAAUUUUUUACAAAAUUGCCUUUUAUUUGUUUUGUACAUCAAUACAUAAAGAUCGCACCAGUAACUUAAUAUAGGAUUAUUCACCUAAUGUACGUAUAUUACAUCACAAAAUCAUUUGUGUCCACGAGGAAAAUGUAAAACCAUCAUUUAUUCAUCUAAAAAUCAUUCAUGUUUAUUCGUAUGAAAAAAAAAAUUAUAUUAUGUUUAUAUCAUCUUUACAUCCAUCUGAAAUAAAUUUUUAUAUUCCGCGUA